AUGCUCAAGUUAUGGAGGGAUAGGGAAGGACACCGCGCAACCGUGGGACGUCUUGAGACCGCCCUUAAUCGAAUCAAACAGCAAAGGAUCGCAGACACGUUGUUAGGUAUUUAAAUCAGAAUGUUUUUUAAAAAUCAUUCAUCUCGAUUGAAUAUAAUCCAGAGUAUUUACUGAUGAGGUCUUCAAAUCUACUCUGAUGCAAUUUCAGGUGGUCACGGUGUUUUUAGUUGCUGUCAGAACCUGCAAUUUGCAUUUGCAGUAUUAAUUCACAUUAUCUAAAUUCUCUCAUCAUUGAUUUUCUUUGUUUCUGGAAUAGACAUUGCUCGAGAGGAAAAACUUAGAGAAGGCGAACGAAAAGGCGAGGAGGCAGAAGAGCAUCAAGAAACAUGCAGCAGCCCGUUGGAAGGUAUGACCAACAUUUACAGAGAUUUUUCCUUUACACUCUCUGAAGAAUUACUGAAUGCAUGAAUAUUGAUGCAUAAAACAUUUCAAGUGUCUCUCGCUUUCUAUAUGAUCUUGUCUGAAUUCUUUAAAAGUUCUAAGUUGUAAUGUAUCCCCAGGUGACUCAGGCAGUUAUAAAAAGUCUUCUUAUAGUGGUCCAGGGCAUCGGAAAGUAUAAGAGUAAUCACCUUUACUGAUUCACUGUUUGAGAUGCACUUUAUCUUGUGUUUCAAUACAUUUUAAUUUUUUGAUCGGCGCCAUUUCUUUUCUGAUUACCGUUUAAUAAGUUAAGCUGCAUGGCGAUCGGGGCCAGAAUUUCUUCUCCCCUAUUGAGAAGCUCAAUUUCAGGCUUGUAGAGGUCCUUGUUGUGAUCAAAUUAAAUUAUUAAAUCUUACUUGGGAUUUACAAAUCAGCCAGACAUGUUUUUAUCAUGGUUUGUUUUGAAUUCUUUACUUCACUCUCACCAAAAACUCUCAGUGAGUAACCAACUGUGUCGUAUAUUCACAUUGAAACAGGAAGUGAAAAAUGGGAAUUGGAUGAGUUAAGAGAAAGUCUCAGAAAAGUUAAGGAGAUGAAUCAAACCGUGACGAGGCUUAAAUCUGGAGUAGGUGAGUUUCAGUUCUGAGUGUGCUUAACCUUUUAACCCCUGAGGGUGACUAGCAUCUAAUUUCUCCUUACAAUAUCACCCCUUGAAUCACACAUUAAGGUCAUGAGAAUAAAGGAAACUGAUCACCAACAAACGAAGCUCCUGAUUGUUAAACAAAUUCUUCUUGUUAGCACCUUAGGAAAUGUAUAGAGAUAGUAAAGAUAAAAUGUACAAUGAUGAUAGGGUGUAAAGGGUUUAAAACCAUGCAAUCGUUACGAUUCUUCUUCAAUAGACUAUUGACAUGCUGAUUCUUUAUAGGCUCUGCACUGACAAUCGCCGAUGUUCUGUAAAAUUCGAGCAUUUGCCGGACACAUCAUCAACUCGAUCUACCUAGUUUUUUUUCCAGUUAAAGUCUUGCCAUCAUGAGUCGUAUAUGGUCAAGUUACAAAGUUGCAAUUUUUGACAUUAUUUGAUGGUACAAACCGCUCGUUGAUUGGGUUUAAGAGUAUACUGUGCUGCUUAGAGUAUGUUAGGGAUAAAAUAAGGUUUCUGUUGAGUUGAGUGUUUUCCAGCCUAUUGUAUCUUUCUUUGUUUUCGAUCAAUCUAGGGAUGUUUUUUAUUAAAACGUUUUAAAACGCUUAAUCUACUAGAUCAAGGUUUAUCAGUAACUUUUAAUCAAGUAAGGAAAGUUUACUUGUAUUUCUUAUAAAUCACUUUUGAUUAAUAGAUGAUUAAUAGAGUGCUCCUUACGAUGGUUGUCUUGUUGGCUUUGAACAAUGUAGAUAAACUUCCCAGGAGGCAGCAGAACGCGAGGAGGAACGAGCCACUUGAAACGAUGCACAACCUUCUGAUGGAAGUAGCUGCAUUGAAAGAGGUCAUUGAACAAAACAUUUUAGUAUGUAUAGCGGAGAACGAAAACGUAGAAGGGUUGAGAGAAAUAACUGAAAAAGUCAGAAAGUUUAAGCAAGAUUUCUCAUAAACGUCGGUUGUCAAUAGUAGAUAAAAUAGGAGCCGAAAGCUAGGUUGGAAAGAACGUGGUUUAUGAGAUAGGGUUCUAAAUUGCCACCGGCUGUUCGCCGCGAUUGAGAAUUUUAGACUGAUUUUGAUUAGAAUUUCGCCAGCGGGCGACUAACUUUUAGUCUUUUCAAUGGUUUUCGUGUCAGUCAUCCCCUUAUCAAACAAAACGUCCGUAACAUUCUCAUUAUACUCUUUAACACUCAGCUGGACAUAAUUUAGAAGUAGGGAUAUCUUGGAGGCAAAGAAACUUUCUUUUUUUUGCAUUUUAAAUUUUUCUGUUGACCAAAAUGUACCACAUGACGAUUGGAAAAAAAAAUUUUAAUGCAGCUAUGGCACUCGCGAUUUCGUGCCUUGUUUUACAGUAUUGGAACAAAAAGUGCAAGGCAGACUGAAACGUCUUCUAUGGCUAAAGUUAUUUAUAUAUGAAGCAACAACAUCUUUCAAUUCAUGUCAGUGAUGUAUAUACCUGGAGUGACGCAGGUUUGUCCAAAGCUUGACGAGCUUUAAUGUUUUCUUGACUAUGUAGCCUUUCGACGUAGCCUAAUUAUAACUGAUAGUGGUAGAACUUUCUGGUCUUGAACAAUAAACAGUUAUUCUUUUGAUACUUAACAAUAAAUCCGUCUUUGAAAAAUUGUUUGUUUGUCGUACU
Messenger RNA from Pocillopora meandrina, 2693 nucleotides. The record is from the annotation of a GenBank genome assembly. Lineage: Eukaryota; Metazoa; Cnidaria; Anthozoa; Scleractinia; Pocilloporidae.